Messenger RNA from Mus pahari (shrew mouse), 1993 nucleotides. RefSeq names its product prolyl 4-hydroxylase subunit alpha 3 (gene P4ha3). NCBI's taxonomy places the organism in Eukaryota, Metazoa, Chordata, Mammalia, Rodentia, Muridae. Gene Ontology annotation, molecular function: procollagen-proline 4-dioxygenase activity; iron ion binding; L-ascorbic acid binding. Gene Ontology annotation, biological process: peptidyl-proline hydroxylation to 4-hydroxy-L-proline. The record is from RefSeq and is a predicted model, not a curated record. Gene Ontology annotation, cellular component: endoplasmic reticulum. Bases 20 to 1651 code for a protein of 543 amino acids. The transcript has 13 exons.
AGGGACGCGCGACCCCGCGAUGGGCCCAGGGGCGCGGCUGGCGGCGCUGCUGGCGCUGCUGGCGCUCGGGGGAGACCCCGCGGCGGCCACCGGGCGGGAGGACACGUUCUCCGCGCUGACCAGCGUGGCGCGCGCCCUGGCGCCCGAGCGCAGGCUGCUGGGGACACUGAGGCGCUACCUGCGCGGCGAGGAGGCGCGGCUGCGCGACCUGACCAGAUUCUAUGACAAGGUACUUUCUUUGCAUGAGGACUUGAAGAUCCCUGUGGUGAAUCCUCUACUUGCCUUCACUCUCAUCAAACGCCUGCAGUCUGACUGGAGGAAUGUGGUACAUAGUCUGGAGGCCACUGAGAACAUCCGAGCUCUGAAGGAUGGCUAUGAGAAGGUAGAACAAGACCUUCCCGCCUUUGAGGACCUCGAGGGAGCAGCAAGGGCCCUGAUGCGGCUGCAGGAUGUGUACAUGCUCAACGUGAAGGGCUUGGCUCGAGGCGUCUUCCAGAGGGUCACGGGCUCCUCCAUCACCGACCUGUACAGCCCCAGGCAGCUCUUCUCUCUCACAGCGGAUGACUGCUUCCAAGUUGGCAAGGUGGCCUAUGACAUGGGGGAUUACUAUCAUGCCAUUCCGUGGCUGGAGGAAGCUGUCGGUCUCUUCCGGAGAUCCUACGGAGAGUGGAAAACAGAGGACGAGGCCAGUCUGGAAGAUGCCCUGGAUUACUUGGCCUUUGCCUGUUUCCAGGUAGGAAAUGUUUCAUGUGCCCUCAGCCUCUCCCGAGAGUUCCUUGUCUACAGCCCAGACAAUAAGAGGAUGGCCAGGAAUGUGUUGAAAUAUGAAAGGCUCUUGGCUGAGAAUGGUCACCAGACAGCGGCCGAGACUGCAAUUCAGAGGCCCAACGUACCUCACCUGCAGACCAGGGACACCUACGAGGGGCUAUGCCAGACCCUGGGCUCCCAGCCUACACACUACCAAAUCCCCAGCCUCUACUGCUCCUACGAGACCAAUUCCAGCCCCUACCUACUGCUCCAGCCCGCCCGCAAGGAGGUCGUCCACCUACGACCGCUCGUAGCUCUCUACCAUGACUUUGUCAGUGACAAGGAAGCUCAGAAAAUCCGAGAGCUUGCAGAACCAUGGCUCCAGAGAUCAGUAGUGGCUUCAGGGGAAAAGCAGUUGCAAGUGGAGUACCGCAUCAGCAAAAGCGCCUGGCUAAAGGACACAGUUGACCCAAUGCUGGUGACCCUUGACCACCGCAUUGCGGCCCUCACGGGCCUCGACAUCCAGCCUCCCUAUGCAGAGUACCUCCAGGUGGUGAACUAUGGAAUCGGAGGGCACUAUGAGCCUCACUUUGACCAUGCUACGUCGCCCAGCAGCCCCCUGUACAGGAUGAAGUCUGGGAACCGAGUGGCAACGUUUAUGAUCUAUCUGAGCUCCGUAGAGGCUGGAGGAGCCACGGCUUUUAUCUAUGGCAACUUCAGUGUGCCUGUGGUUAAGAAUGCUGCACUGUUUUGGUGGAACCUGCACAGGAGCGGAGAGGGGGAUGGUGACACACUUCAUGCUGGCUGUCCUGUGCUGGUGGGAGACAAGUGGGUGGCCAACAAGUGGAUACAUGAGUAUGGGCAGGAAUUCCGAAGACCCUGCAGCACCAACCCUGAAGACUGAGACACCGGCAGAUGGUAGCUUGUCAGAGAAGCCGGGAGCCAAAGCCAUGGGCCGAGGGGAGCGGAUCCUCCUGAAGGGAGGCCUCCAGCAGGGCUGCUGCCUGUGAGUCAAGGCUAGGACUUUACCAGGAGCCCCCAUCCCCCAAAUUUGCAUCUGUUUCUACUCCAGCUGUGCGACUUAGAGUCGAAUGGACAAGACAAAGAGGCCUAAGAGGUCUCUAGGGAGCUGACUUCCUUAGGAGUAAAAGGAUUGAGCUCAGUGUAGAAACUCAGUGUUUAGAAUGUGCCUGGGUUUAGUUCACUAACACUGAACACACACCACAUACACACACACACAUAUAUA